UAGCGACGGGCGAGGCACCCCACACAGCACAACAUCAUCAUCGCCCCUCCACGCCCCCUUGCCAAUUUUUUUUCGAAACACAGCAAGCCAGCAGCCAUGUCGCGGGGUCACCGGCAGUCGACGACGCCCAUGGACUUUGAAUGGUCGAACCAGCGCGGGCCCGUCGACCAGCAGUCGCCCUUCAUCACCGCAACAGGCGGCUCGCAUGCAGCAAAGAAACGCCCGCACUCGGUCCUCGACUCGCCGUCCAGAAACGCCUUCGCGACGCCCAACCGCCCGCACCUGCGCGACCCCGACUCGCGCCCCUUCUUCUUCGACCAGAGCAACGUCAAGCCGCUGCCCUCGAUACCCUCACACGUACAGAGCGCAUGGGAGCCGCGCACGCCCACGAGCAACGUCGACUUCAGCUCCGGCGGCGAGACGCCCAACACGCCGGGCAUGGACAGCGACCAGGCGACGCCCGACACACAGCUGGCCAGCAGCAUGGGACGGCUGGGGAACGGCGACGCCAGCAGUCCCAAGAAGGGCGCGCGCCGCGAGAGCUGGUUCAGACGCGCCUUCAUGCCCAGCCCCAGCCCGUCCAAGGACCCGCCCCGCGACGACCCGCGCAAAUACUACUCCACCAAGGCCGAGACGCGCAUCGCGAAGCGGCGGUCCCGCGAGCGCAAGAAAGCCUUCAUACGCGACGACGACGAGGGCGACUACUCCGACGCCGAGCACCAAUCCCCCACCACCCCAAACCCCGCGCCCACACACCCCACCACAGUCCAACAAACAUUCGCCAUGAGCGUCGGCGGCUUCCUCUCCUGGAUCGAAGCCCACCCCCACCUCCCCUCCGUCCUAUCCUUCUACAUGCAGCUCGCCGUCAACACAUUCCUCGGCUGCCUGUUCAUCUACCUAAUCUACAGCGCCUGGAGCGGCGUCAUGACAGACGUCGACAUCGAGUCGUCCAAGCACCUCUCCCAAGUCAUGGUCGACAUCGCCUUCUGCACGAAAGAGUAUAACCAAAAUCGCUGCAGCCCGGAGGAGCGCGUGCCGCAUAUGGAGAAUGUUUGUGGCGUCUGGCAGACGUGCAUGGAUCGCGAUCCGAGGAAGAUUGCGCGCGCGAGUGUGACGGCGAGGACGUUUGCGAGGAUUUUUAAUAGCUUUACGGAGGAGUUUAGCUAUAAGAGUAUGAUCUUCACAGCAAUAAUCAUCUUCGGCGGCUUCAACCUCUCCAACUGGGCUUUUGGCAUCGUCCGCUCCCAACAAGCACAACAACAGGCCCAAGCCGCCCAACAACAUCAACAUCAACAUCCCCCACCGCAAACACCACACCGCGUCCCCUCGAACAGCUACGCCGACACACCGUACCCCGAUACCGCGUACGUGGAUAACCAAUCCCAUUGGCAGACUCAGACUCAGAACCCUGCGCUGCAUACGCCGUAUGCGGAUCGUAGGCCCAUGUUGAUUGAACAUGCGAGGAGUUCGCCGGCUGUGCCUGGUGUGAGGGAGGAUGUGGGCAUGGGUGCGGGGAGGAAGAGGGGGUUUCGGUGAUGGGGGUGCUUUUUUUUCAUUUGG
Messenger RNA from Dothidotthia symphoricarpi CBS 119687, 1560 nucleotides. RefSeq lists its product as uncharacterized. Gene Ontology annotation, biological process: nuclear envelope organization; lipid homeostasis. Gene Ontology annotation, cellular component: nuclear membrane; nuclear envelope. The record is from RefSeq and is a predicted model, not a curated record. Lineage: Eukaryota; Fungi; Ascomycota; Dothideomycetes; Pleosporales; Dothidotthiaceae. The transcript has 3 exons. The coding region runs from base 97 to 1536 and encodes 479 amino acids.